CGGCCGUAUGUUUAAGAAAUAACCCUGAUAAAAUCUCAAAUAUAACUAAAAUAUAACUCCAAAUAAAACUCAAUAAAAUUCUAGUUAUCACCAGCAAAUGUGAUAACCACCUGGAUCCAGGAAUUUAUUCAAACUUCAAACUUUUAAUAAAAUAAAGUAAAUAAUAAUCUCUUUAUUAUAACAACUGAAAUACUAAAACAAAAUAAUAGCUAGCUAGACGCCGCCAAGGUCGUUCCCGUUAACUCAUAUUGGCACGCGUUCCACUCUCUCAUCGUCUUCCUAGGCCUUGGUCUUACCUUUAGUAUCUGUACAUGCGAAGAAAGAAACUGAUAAGCUUUACGCUUAGUAAGUCACUAUGAAUCCACAAAAAUCAUCUAGAAGUCUAUGCCAAUUUAUCAAUAGAUAAAUUUAGCCUAUAAGCAUGCACUGAACAAAUAACUAACACAUAACUUCUCAAAUACAUUCUGAGGGACAUCUCAAAAGGAAAAUAUUUUUUAAGAUAAUUUCUCAAAACUGCUGGAGAGAUCUCAAAAUUUCUUUCUCUAAACAUCUCUGUAAAACUUUCUGAAAGAGAUCUCAAAAACAACUUCUGUAAAUCUUUCUGGAAAAGAUCUCAUUAAACAUUCUGUAAAACUCUUUGUGGCUAAUUUUAACUGUGGGCCCGUGAUAUGUACUCAAAGGCGCCAAUCCGACAGCUCAGGGGAGCUACCCACUAAACAUGUCGGACUAUCUGAAACUGAAAACUGCUAAUCUGAGGGAACUUGUUCCCGAGUACAUAUCACCUUAUCUUUCACUUUAAAUAUUAGUUCUUUUUAUGGUGACGUUUGAUUAAAAAAACAUCAUCAAACCUGAAAAUAAAAGUACUAACAAACUCUUGACUAUGCCAGAUAAUAAUCAUAACUUAAUACAACAAAUAAAAUAACUCAUCACAGAAUUCACCUAGUUCACCUAGUCUAAAAUUAUCUAUUAAAAAUCAACAAGACUUCUUUCUUUCAUUUGGUUGAACAACCAUGUACAGGUGGUAGUGAACUUACCUGGUAGCAGCUGAACUCAAAAUAUUCAGAUAAUCGUGGCACCUUGAUAACGUAUUCCGGUAAGCUCUUCUCUUAAUCUUUAAUUAAAUAAAAUAUUACAAUUAAAACUCAUUACCCUAUACGCAAAAACUGAAACCGGUUGUGAACCAAAACUCUAAUAUUGAAACUCGAUUUUUCUGCUGCUUUGUGCCCGCCAAAUGAUCGAUUCGAUGGUCUUUUGCUAUUAUAAUCAGAAUUAGUGUCAUUUGGAAAAUAGCUGUCUAACUUUGUUGUUUUUAACCGAAACACAACUUUAUCACCUAAAACUAGCACAACACUCGUAAGGAUUUAGCUCUAUACUAAUCCCAAACCAUUAUAAAUCUAUAAACAAUUGAUCCACUGAAAAUAUAGUAAUCUGAUUUGCCAAGGAUUAAAAAGAAACACUGGAGAUAAUAAAUUUGAACUAAAACUUUACGUAUAACACUUGCAGAAUUUGGAAUAGCUAUCCACAAUGGAUAAUCAAAGUCGGAUUGGGAUUUAUUAUUUCAGAACAUAGUCUUAGGGUUAAUAUAAAAGAGAAUUUGGGUCGAUCACCUCACGGCAAAGCAACAGGUUGCUCUUAACAUCUUUCUCUACGAGUGAAAAGAAAAGUGAGAUAAUUUAAGACGAGAACCUGUUAAUAUAUUGUUGGCCCAAACGUUUUUGUAUAUUAAUAAUGGUCAACACACUUUCUAGCAGCCCACUACACUGUACCCAUUUAUCUAUCUGGCCUAUCAGUAUUUUCUCCUCCCGUUAGAAAAUAAUUCAGCUCUUGUUGAGCUAUUGGUGAGCUGUGUGUGCAGUGUAUUAUUUGAGAGCCCUUCUAAUAAAGCCAAAUACUUCCCUGUUAUAAACACACUCCCUGCCCCUUUGUUCAGUGCGUGAAACUCAGAGUGUUUCCCCCUUCAUCUUGCUCUUGGUGAGUGAAGCUAUUAUCCUUCUUUGUGAGGUGAGAGUCCUUCUUGGAGAGGUUAGUGUGAGUGUUGGCGAGGCUAGUUAGGUGUGUUGCUCCCUUAGCCUAGGUGUGCACAAGAGACAACCGGAAAACCGACGUCCGGACUGCCUGAGCCGGAAUCCGGCGACGGAAUCGAUCCCCAACAGUGGUAUCAGAGCCUAGGGUUGUCUUCGUCGUCGAUUCCGCCGUCUGGAAAGUCUCCGCCGCCGCCAGCCGCCGUCCGCCGUCAAUUCAAGGUCACCGAAGGCUUCCUGCUGUCCCUGGAGCUUGAAAUUGGAAGCCGGUUGCUGCUUAAAUCACCGGAAACCGCCGGAGGGUGCCGCCGCAGAGAUAUCGUUGCUCGCCGAUUUGUUCGUCGCUGGGACCAGAAGGACUGGCUCUGAAGAUAAGAGUCGAGUUCUCGCCGUCGAUUCGUUGGUCGCUGCAGGUGGCCGCCGCAGGGAGUUCUCAUCCGCAGAUUGGCUCGUGGCUGGAGCCGCCUCUGUCGCUGCGGGUUGCUGGUCGUUCGAAGUCGCUGGAGUUCACCGUUCGCCACUCUGAGAAGCCGUCGCUGUGAAUCGUCGCCGGAAAGAGCUUGUCGUUCGUUGCCAGUUUGCUGAGCUCGUUCUUUGCCAGAGAGUGAGGCCUGGGUUUUCAGAUCCGAAGCCUGUUCGUGAGUCUGGAGUCAGGGGCUUGACGCUUGGAGAUCGGACGCUGAGGUCGAAGGUUGAAGUCGAAUGCCUGGACGUCGCGUGAAUCUUGCGCAGCUUUCUCGCGUAGAAGGAAUGCAAGGAUUAGGAGAUUGAAGAGUUUGUCACUUACUUUCAAUUUAUGUUCGUUGCUGGAUACAGAAAGCAGAGGACAGAGGCGAAGCUGGGCCCUGGUACAGCUGCUGCGCUACAGAAGUCAAAGCUAAGGAGUCUGCUUCGUUGGAUUUGUGCUGGGUUGCUUGUAAGCCGCUGGGUUGCUUGUGGACAGCUGGGUUACUGAACAAAACUGGAGUGGGCUGGUGGUUUUGGACAGCUGGAUUGCUAUUGGGCUGCUACACUGUUGGAGGCCACUGACAGGAAGCUGGAAGCAGGUCAAACUCGGUCAAAGCUGGUCAAAUCUCGAUCAAAGGCAGUCAACGGUCCGAAAAAUCCCAAUUUUUAAAUUGGGUGGGUAAGGUCGAAACGCCUCUCCUAGGGUUUCGCUCCGGUAUAUUAUCUUUUAUCCCUUUUAUCGCUUUUGUAGUGAUUUAAUCUUUUAUUGUGUAGAAAUUAUAUUUUUAGGUUUAUUAUUGCUUUUAAAUUGUUUGAAUUGUUGUAUUGUGUUGUGCUGAAAAUUUAUUAUUUAUUUGUGCUUAUACGGAAGAACAAGGGGUUUGAAGUUGAGUUUGGUGCUCAUUAAUACUCCCCAGGUGUUUGUGCUAGUUGCUCCGUAUAGUUGUAGCCUUAUAAAUAUUUAAAUUAUUUUCAGCGAAAAUUUACAUUUUCUUUUGUUGCUUAUUUUUCUCUGUGAAAAUGUCUGCUUAUAAUCAGUAUGGUAUGGCUCCAUUUAAUGGAAAAUCUGAUUUUAGCAUUUGGAAGCAAAAAAUUAAAUGUAUUUUAAUACAACAAAAGUGUUUUAAAGCAGUUGGCGAAACCUAUUUAAUUUCUGACACAGAAGAGAAAAGGGCUGAAAUGAAUGAAAAUGCAUGUUCUGUGAUUUAUUUGAACUUAUCUGACUCUGUGAUUAGAAAAGUUGGAAUUUUAGAAAGUGCUAAAAUUCUGUGGGAUAAAUUGAAUGAACUGUAUACUGAGACCUCUUUGCCUAACCGGAUAUUUUUACUUGAGAAAUUCUUCAAAUUUAGACUAGAUAUGUCUAUAGAUAUUGAAGAAAAUCUAGAUGUUUUUACCAAACUUAUUUCGGAUAUUAAGUUGUGUGGUGAUAAGCAUAUAGAUGAUUAUUCCCCUAUUGCUCUUUUAAAUGCUAUUCCUGAUUCCUUUAGUGAUGUGAAAUCUGCUAUUAAGUAUGGUAGAGAUAAUGUGACUCUUGACAUUGUAGUAAAUGGUCUUAAGAGUAAGGAAUUAGAUUUAAAACAGAUGGGUGAGGGUAGAAAAUCCGAGGAAGUUAUGCAUGUGAGGGGUAGAGAUAAUAAUAGUAGACGACAUAGAUCUAAGUCUAGGUCUAAUUCGAGGCGUUGCUAUUAUUGUCACGAAUCUGGUCAUUUCAUAAGAGACUGUCCUAAAUCUAAGAAAAAUGAGCAUAGUGAGCAUGCUAAUUUGACUACGUGUGAAGAUGAUUUAGGUGAUGUUUUUAUGAUGAAAAAUCUAUGUGAUUAUGACUAUUUGAGUUCUGUGAUAUCUGAUUCUUUGGGUAAAUCAGAUUGGGUGGUAGAUUCUGGUUGUACUUUUCAUAUGUCCCCUUUGAAAAAUGUUUUUUCAAACUAUAGAGAGAUUGAGCAUGGCUUUGUGUCUUUAGCAAAUGAGAAGAAAUGCAAUGUGCUAGGAAUAGGAGAUGUAUGCCUUAGGUUUUCUUCUGGUUAUGUGCUUACUUUGAAGAAUGUUAGGCAUGUUCCUGAGCUGUGUUGUAAUUUGCUAUCUUGUGCUUCUCUUGAAAAUGAGGGUUUGAAGGGAAAAUGGGGAAAGGGAAUCAUGAAAGUUGUGAAGGGUUGUUUAGUUGUUUUCAAAGCUGAGAUGAAAAACAACUUGUAUGUUUGUCAUGCUGAACCCGUACUUGAUUAUGUGAAUUGUGUGCAACCCUGUGUGCUAGGAAAACAGUCUAGAGUUGGUUUUCCUGAUCUACCUAAGUGUACUGAUGUACUUGAUUGUAUUCAUGCUGACUUGUGGGGUCCUUAUGGUGUUUCCACUCAUGGUGGGAAAAAUUAUUUUCUGACACUGAUUGAUGAUUUUUCAAAGAAAGUGUGGGUUUUGUUGAUUGAGAAUAAAUCUGAAGUUUUUGAUAAGUUUAAAAACUGGAAAAUCCUUGUUGAAAAACAAACCGGUAAGAAAAUUAAUUUUUUAAGGACCACUGUCAGUUUUGAUUUCUGUGAUAGUCAGCUUGGUGAUUUAUGUGAUACUUGGGGUAUUUCUAUGCAUAAAUCUGUUCCCUCCACACCCCAACCGGAUGGGGUUGCUGAGAGGAUGGUUAGAACUUUAUUAGAGAGGGUGAGGGCUAUGUUAGCUUCAUCUGGGCUCUCUAAUAAGUUCUGGGGGGAAGCUAUUUGUUGUGCUGUUGAUUUGGUUAAUCUGUCCCCGUCUGUUCCCUUAGGAGGGAAAUGCCCUGAAUCUGUGUUCACGGGCAAACCACUUAACUUGCCAAAUUUGAGAGUGUUUGGUUGUACUGCUUACGUGAAUCGUGUGAAUGAUAAAUCUGAACCUAGGACUAAGGAAUAUGUUUUCUUAGGAUAUCAUGAUUGCAUGAAAGGUUAUAGGCUUUGGUGUAGGAGUGAAACUUGCUUUAAUGUGUUGAUGAGUAGAAAUGUCAUUUUUGUUGAAAAUGAAUUUCCUUGCCUGCUUGUUUCUCCUGAUGUUGCUCCAAAUGAGGUGGAUCAUUUGCCUGUUGAAGUUCAUUCCGAUUUACUUGUUGAAACCAAACCCAAAUUUGUGAAUGAAAAUGUUUUUCAUGUUGAAAAUAAAGAAAAUAAUAUUUCUAUUAAGGUGGAGCAUGAUAUGAAUGUUGUGUGCAAUAUGCUUGAGUUGCGUGAUUGCCAUGUUAUUAGAGAUAGAGACAUUAGGAAGCAUGUGAGAAAUAAUAUGUGCAAUGUGUUUGACUAUAUUUCCUCUGAGUCUGCUUUAAAUGUGCUUAAUUCUCUAUUAAUUAAAAUCUUUGUGAUAUUUGGUAUGCUAUUUUCUUUGGGUUUUGAAAAUAUGAUACCUUAUGAUUAUGUGAGCUCCGCCUGUGCUAGUUAUAGAAAUAAUAUUAUUUCUGGUAUUUUCUUUGUCCUUGUUAUGUGUGGUUGUUGGAUUAGUUGGGAUCCCCAACUUCUCCCGGAUGCUUGCUUGCGUGGGCUAUUAACAUACCUUGUGUUUGUUAAUAUCAUUGUGAUGGUUUCGGUUUUGAACUCGAGGACCUUAUGGUAGAGUUAAGUCCUUUAUGGACUCGGUAAGCUUGGUGAUUUUACCCCGAGAGUACUUGUGUCUCUCUAUUACUUGUAUUGUCUUUGUGAUUGUACUUGUAAUGAUCCGGCAAUGAUGAGUCCGCGGUUCCGUGAUUGUCUAAGUGCACUACCUUGGGCCAAAGGUGGAGAUUGUUAAUAUAUUGUUGGCCCAAACGUUUUUGUAUAUUAAUAAUGGUCAACACACUUUCUAGCAGCCCACUACACUGUACCCAUUUAUCUAUCUGGCCUAUCAGUAUUUUCUCCUCCCGUUAGAAAAUAAUUCAGCUCUUGUUGAGCUAUUGGUGAGCUGUGUGUGCAGUGUAUUAUUUGAGAGCCCUUCUAAUAAAGCCAAAUACUUCCCUGUUAUAAACACACUCCCUGCCCCUUUGUUCAGUGCGUGAAACUCAGAGUGUUUCCCCCUUCAUCUUGCUCUUGGUGAGUGAAGCUAUUAUCCUUCUUUGUGAGGUGAGAGUCCUUCUUGGAGAGGUUAGUGUGAGUGUUGGCGAGGCUAGUUAGGUGUGUUGCUCCCUUAGCCUAGGUGUGCACAAGAGACAACCGGAAAAUCGACGUCCGGACUGCCUGAGCCGGAAUCCGGCGACGGAAUCGAUCCCCAACAGAACCCAUUUAAGACAAUAUAUUUCGAUUGUUACCUGAAGUAGCUUGAUAAUAAAACAAGAUCAGAAGACUAAACUUUGGCACCGGAACAAAGGACAAGCGACACAAAGAGAGAGAAACGGCAUCUUCUGGUAGAGGGAAGAUAAUCCUGCUCCCAAUAUGUGAAAGGCCAAAUAUGAAGGGAGAAAGUGAGUGGACAGGGGUGUGAAUUGCCGUGAGUGAGAAUGCAAAGAUUUAAGGUGCUUCAUUUGAUGCUUGGUUGAGAAUUUGAAGAAUCGGACACGGUUUUCAUUCGAUCGAGAGAGAAGAAGCACUGUGCGGCUAUGGUUGGUGAAAGGGAAAUAAACGGCGUGGAUCUAAUACUCCUUUUUAGGGCUUUUAAUCAAAAUAUUAAUUCGGGCCAAGAUAAUAGAUUUGAGUGCUUAAGUCUGCUAAAAAAAUGUUUUUGAUCCGACUAAAUUACUAUAUUCUCUCUUUCAAAAUGUAUGACAUAGAUAUAAUUUAUUUAUUUAUUUAUUUAUUUCUUUAAUUUGAAUUAAAUUAAGCUUACCGGUCAACGCUAUCAGCCCACAAAAAAUCAUAACACAUUAUAAUACACGUUAUUAUUAAAAUAAUGCAUUUAAUUGAAUCUAAAUUAAUAAUGACUAAUAUAGCUAGCUCUUAAAAUCGGGGUGUUACAUCCUAACCAUCCAUUUCAAUGAGAUUAACCGUGUAUUAAUGUGGAAGAUCCUAAAGUUUCUCCAAAAUUGCCUAACCACGUGGAGUUGGAAAAAAUAGGGAUUACUUCCCCCACUAAUGGUUGGUUGUUAGUGGCCCAUUGAUCUUGUAAUUUUGGACGGAUGAGAUGAAUUUGUAUUUUUUAACCCCGAGAGAGAGAGAGAGAGAGAGAGAGAGAGAGAAGAGAGAGAGAGAGAGAGAGAGAGAGAGAGAGAGAGAGAGAGAGAGAGCGGAGCAGGUGAGAAGUGUUCUUAGGCUACGAACUACAUAGUAAUUUAAAAAGUUGUAAAAGUUACGCAUUUGGCUUUAUAAGUUAUGUUUAACAUAUUAAAAGUUUAUUAGGACAUAUAUGUCUUGGUAAAUAAAUAAAUAAUUUUUUGAUAUUUUUUUUUUUUGUAAAUAUUUUUCAACUACUACUAUGAGAAACAAGUUUAAUAUAAUGUGAGAAAUGAGAAUGAAACUCAAGCAUUAAAUCUAGCCUAUUUUUCUCACUGUGUGUGCGCGCGCACGCGUGGUUCAAAUGAGAAAUGCAUUCAAUGUGAGAAAUGAGAAUGAAUCUCAACCGUCGUGAAUCUCAACCGCCGUUAGAUUCACGAAGUUGCACUAAAAAUGCCUUUAUGUUGCAAUAAUAUUUAAAUUUUGCAAUGUUGCACUAAAACUGUUUCAUGUUGCACAAAUAUUUGAAGGCGUUGCACCGAAAUAGCUUCAUGUUGCACUAGACAAGUGUAAUAUAGAUUUUUCAGAAGUAUUUGCAGAAAUGCCACCGUGCUGGAUUGCAUAUUUCAGUGCAUCAUGUAGUGUCUUUUACCGCAACUUAGUCGAAUCCAAUCGCUGAGAUUCAUUCUCACUUCUCAUCUAAAGGGUUCUUCUCACUUGAACCUUACCCUAUAGGGAGUUGUUCCAAUGAGAAAGGACUCCUAGCUAGGAGAGAAAUGAGAAUGAAUCUAGACUGUUGGAUUGUAUUAUGUGAAAUUGAAUUAUGCAUUUGGUAAAACUGAAAUUUGCAUUAAGUGAAAUUGAAAUGUGCAAAAUGAAAAGUAAAACUCAAAUGUGGAUUACGUGAAAUUAGAAUGUGCAUAAUAAAAGUCGGUUUGUAUAUAUACGUCAUCAGAUUGGCAGAUGUGAAUGUUGUGAUGUGGUGAUGGAUGGUGAGGACACAAGCAACAUUGUUAUCAAGGCGAGGAAAUGCAUGGCAGAAGAGAUUAUUGCUUGAGGAUUGAGGAUACAUGCAUGAAUUCUACAUGCGGGCAUCGAUGCAACAUGGCUAAACUGUACCGAUGAUGACGGAUGAAGUUAAAUUAUUUUGGAAAUAAUUCAUUUCAUGAGUAAUGUGAAUAAUUUAUUGUGUAAAAUUUAAAACUUGAUAUAAAUUAUACGGAGAAUUAGAGUACACGUUUGAUCAUUGUUACAUAUACACAAAUUAAUAUACAAUUAUCAAAUAAGCAUUCCCCAUUUGAUCUUAUCUAA
Molecule: messenger RNA, 8845 nt
Organism: Cuscuta epithymum
Lineage: Eukaryota; Viridiplantae; Streptophyta; Magnoliopsida; Solanales; Convolvulaceae
Source: the annotation of a GenBank genome assembly